Molecule: messenger RNA, 1469 nt
Organism: Oldenlandia corymbosa var. corymbosa
Lineage: Eukaryota; Viridiplantae; Streptophyta; Magnoliopsida; Gentianales; Rubiaceae
Source: the annotation of a GenBank genome assembly
GGGGGGGAUUUUGAAGGAAGAGCUACCACGUGUCAAUUCGGGAGGGAGCCAGGCUUUUAAUGCACACACACAUUUUGAUAUAAGUAACCUCCAAAUUCCUUCCAAUUCCUCCUCAGUUGGAAAAAGACCUCGGGAAUUCCGAAUGGAGAGAAAGAAGAAACCGCUCAGAACGGAGCAAUCCGACUCACCCACUUCAGCGCUGCCGCCUCCGCCGUGGACGGAGUUGCCGGCGGACAUAACCGCCAACAUUCUGCGGCGGCUGAGUGUGGCGGAGAUACUUGAAAACGCACAGAAAGUGUGCACGACUUGGCGGAGCGUGAGCAAGGAUCCUGCCAUGUGGCGAAAAAUCGAUAUGUCUCAAGGGAAAGAUCGCGCUGCCCGGAUCAUGUGUAAGCAGGCGGUGGAUCGUAGCCAAGGCCAACUAAUUGAUCUCAAGAUUGGUUUUUUCUGCGACGAUGAUCUGCUUGCAUAUAUUUCCCAGAGAUCAAGUCAGCUUCGAUGCCUUUUGAUUGCAUCUUGUGUUGCUCAUGCCAUAUCUGGUAAUGCUUUGGCUAAUGCUGCAAAAAGGUUUCCAUUGUUGGAGGAGCUGCACCUUUUCCAUUCUAGAGUUCCCUCUGAAUCCCUAGAAAUCAUUGGUCGUUCUUGCCCGUUGUUGAAAUCCUUUUCUCUUGGUGGAGCUGCACCUUUUUAUGCCAAGGAUGAUUUUGUGGAACCGGAAUGUAAUACCGAGGCACUCGCUAUAGCGAAAUCCAUGCCUGGAUUGCGACAUCUAACUCUUUUUGGGAAUGCAAUGUCGAAUGUUGGGCUGCUAGCUGUUGUUGAGGGUUGUAUUCACCUAGAAUCAUUAGAUCUAAGGAGGUGUUUUCGAGUUAACCUUGAAGGUGAUAUAGGUAACCAAUGUUCCCAAAAACUGAAAUGUCUGAAGCAGCCUGAUGACUCCAUUGCAGAUCUUGAGUAUCAUGACUCUGAUUCAUUUGAUGUUGAGUAUGAGGAAGGCUUUUACGGCUGCGAUUGGGAUUAUCUUCGGAUGACGAUGGCACCUUUAACGAAGGCAUCUACAUAGAUUAUUACAGUUUAUGAAGUCCCAUGCUCUGGUUCCCCGGAUCAUGACAAUAAUCUCUCAGUAUGAUUGUUGAGUUUCAUGUUCAAAAUAAACUGAAGCAAUCAUCUUUUAACUAGUUUUUUAAUUAGUUAAUUAGUUGCAAGUUAUCUAUCUUUAAAAAUCGUUGAACCUUUGAGCUGCAGGCCUGUUGUAGUCGAAAGCAUGCUCGAACUUUUUUUUUCUUGUUUUGCCGUUUUGGCCUGUUUGUUUGGGAUGGAAGAUUUUUCUUUCUUUGUAAAUUGCACGGUGGUUUCUCUUUGCUAUUGUUUUUGCAUUACUGCAUACUGUGGAUGUGGAGUUUAAUCAUUUAUGCACCCAGUAAAUAGUUGGGCGCUCAUAAACAGGGAUUAAUCCGAUACAAAAGGAG